CAUUUUGACACCCCUAUUUUUAGGGGAUGGGGACGAUGAAAGUAAUUAACCCCAAAAAAGAGAAAAGAAAAGAAGAGUGAGCCUCGUGAUAAGUCAAAUGACGAAAUUGUCCAUACUCUCCAGACUAUAGAUUAGGGCUUCAGCUCAAAACCCUCAUUAGUGCCUCUUUCAGAAGAGAGUGAAAGGAGCUGCCGCCGUCUCCAUUGACAGAAGCAGAGGAGCACUUCCGACGCCGCUGCCAACAUGGGUAUUUCACGAGAUUCUAUGCACAAGAGACGUGCCACUGGUGGCAAGAAGAAGGCAUGGAGGAAGAAGAGAAAGUAUGAGCUUGGUCGUCAGCCAGCUAAUACCAAGCUUUCAAGCAACAAGACUGUUAGGAGAAUCCGAGUGAGAGGUGGCAAUGUCAAGUGGAGGGCUCUCAGAUUAGAUACUGGAAAUUACUCUUGGGGAAGUGAAGCUGUCACCCGCAAAACACGUAUCCUUGACGUGGUUUAUAAUGCCUCCAACAAUGAGCUUGUCAGAACUCAAACCCUGGUGAAAAGUGCCAUUGUUCAAGUGGAUGCUGCUCCAUUCAAGCAGUGGUACCUUCAACACUAUGGUGUUGACAUUGGCAGGAAGAAGAAGGCUACUUCCGCCAAGAAGGAAGGAGAGGAGGCUGAUGGGGCAGCAGCCACAGAGGAAGCCAAGAAAAGUAACCAUGUUGUCAGGAAGAUUGAGAAACGCCAGAAAGAUCGUAAACUUGAGCCCCAUAUUGAAGAACAAUUUGGAUCUGGUAGAUUGUUGGCUUGCAUUUCUUCCCGUCCGGGUCAAUGUGGAAGGGCUGAUGGAUAUAUCUUGGAAGGAAAGGAACUUGAAUUUUACAUGAAGAAGAUUCAAAGGAAGAAGGGCAAGAGCGCUGCUGCCUAAGCUCCAGUUCGCUUGAACCUUUUGCCUGGUCAAAUGCAGUUAUUUUUAGGUUCUGAUAUGGUUUAAGAAAACAAUUUCGGAUGUUCUGCUGAAUGUCUUGUCUCUGUAUUUUGAGGAGUAUCUUGUUUGGAUUUAUAUUUAGAGAAAUAUCUCCCUGUUUGAAAACAUUUAGGAACUUCAGUUGUCUUUAUAAGAAUUUAACUAAGAAAAUCCUCCCAAGACUUGUUUAUGCUUUGUUAGACAUCGUAGCAGCUAUUCAGGUGCUUGGCCUAUAUCUAGAACAAAAUAUCAGUAGUGGUGAAGUGCAUCUUUUCAAUAUUAUUUCCAAUGCAAUCACUACCACCCUUGCACUUUUCAUCAGUAGUAUAGACUCGUUCUAGAACUUGAUCCUCGGUUCUGUGGUCAUAAAAUUUAGGACAUGUAUAGUAAAUUGAGAUCAAAAUUUGUUUUCUUGAAGAGGGACGCCUUGAGUAUCAUGACUUGAAGAGGGACGCUUUUUGACGAAUUUGUGGAGCCACGAUGAUUUUUUUGUUCUUUGUUCUAUAUUAUGGUAAAGAGAAGUUAACUUUCUG
Messenger RNA from Oldenlandia corymbosa var. corymbosa, 1478 nucleotides. The record is from the annotation of a GenBank genome assembly. NCBI's taxonomy places the organism in Eukaryota, Viridiplantae, Streptophyta, Magnoliopsida, Gentianales, Rubiaceae.